CAAAAUUCGUUCCCCUUUGACGCUGAAAGCCAGACAUUAAGCAACCCUAAAACCUAACCAUCUCCGCUCCAUCGCUGUCAGCCUGUCACGAAUCCUCUCCGUCUCCGGCGUCUCAAAGUCUCGGCGAAGGCAUAUCCGGCGUCAUCAGACAUCAGUGCAUCGAGGACUUCGUCAGUUCUCAAACGCUGACUUGUUUGUAUUCGAAGGGCAACGGCUUCAUCAGUUCUUCCGUCUUCAACGGUCUGUUCGGUCGCCGACUUCAUGCUUUAGAAUCUUGCUGAGCAGCCCAAGUGUAGUGUGACAGACCUCAAUCGCUUGGUGGGUAGUGAAGGGAGCAAUAUUGUGCAUAAAAAAUGAGCAACUCUGCUGCUGGGCAAUCCUCAAAAUCAAAAGCAGGAUCCUCGCAGCCUAAUGAAACAACUUCAUUCAAGCGCAAGCGUGGAGUCUUUCAAAAAGAUUUGCAGCACAUGAUGUAUGGUUUUGGUGAUGAUCCUAACCCACUUCCAGAAACUGUGGCACUUGUGGAGGACAUAGUUGUGGAAUAUGUCACAGAUUUGGCACAUAAAGCGCAGGAUAUUGGAUCAAAGAGGGGAAAGUUAUCAGUUGAGGAUUUUCUGUAUUUAAUCAGAAAGGAUUUGCCGAAACUUAACCGCUGUAAAGAAUUGCUGUCAAUGCAAGAGGAGCUCAAACAAGCAAGGAAAGCUUUUGAGGUUGAUGAAGAGAAGUUGGCGUCAGUAGAGUGAUUGAUAUGUGAGACCUACAGAUGGGAUGGUUGUGCUAUGCUGAUUCAUUUUCCUUUGAGAAACUGUUGUUUUGUAUGUAAAGUGAAAGAGGUGCUCCUAUCAAGUUAGUGUGCGUGCUUAAGCCUGAGGCUCUUUCACUGCAAGUGACCUUAAUUAUGAAGUGAGGCACAUUUUAGGGUUUCUCAUCUUAGAUAAACGAACUGUUCUGUAUUUACAAGCUACAUUCAUUAUUUAUGGAGGAUAUUUUAUAUUGA
Mangifera indica (mango) is the source of this 997-nucleotide messenger RNA. RefSeq names its product transcription initiation factor TFIID subunit 13-like. The coding region runs from base 354 to 743 and encodes 129 amino acids. The transcript is spliced from 7 exons. NCBI's taxonomy places the organism in Eukaryota, Viridiplantae, Streptophyta, Magnoliopsida, Sapindales, Anacardiaceae. Gene Ontology annotation, molecular function: protein heterodimerization activity. The record is from RefSeq and is a predicted model, not a curated record. Gene Ontology annotation, biological process: transcription by RNA polymerase II.